Diutina rugosa is the source of this 1164-nucleotide messenger RNA. It is a transcript of the gene ARP2, whose product is annotated as actin-related protein 2. The record is from RefSeq and is a predicted model, not a curated record. NCBI's taxonomy places the organism in Eukaryota, Fungi, Ascomycota, Pichiomycetes, Serinales, Debaryomycetaceae. The coding region runs from base 1 to 1164 and encodes 387 amino acids. Gene Ontology annotation, cellular component: actin cortical patch; Arp2/3 protein complex. The transcript has 2 exons. Gene Ontology annotation, molecular function: actin filament binding. Gene Ontology annotation, biological process: Arp2/3 complex-mediated actin nucleation.
AUGACGACACCAAUUGGGACAGGGUUUGUCAAGAUCGGCCGCGCCGGGACGAACUUCCCCGACCACACCUUCCCGUCGAUCGUGGGCCGCCCCAUCUUGCGGGCGGAAGAACGAAACACGUUGGUGCCCCUGGACGUUGAAAUCAAGGACAUCAUGUGUGGUGACGAGGCCGCUAAGGUGAGAUCGUUGUUGGAAGUGAGCUACCCCAUGGAAAACGGGAUCAUCAAGAACUGGGAGGAUAUGGAACACUUGUGGGACUACUCGUUCUACGAAAGACUUAAGCAACCCACUCAAGGUCAAAAGGUAUUGUUGACGGAACCGCCGAUGAACCCGUUGAGAAACCGUGAGGAAAUGGUGCGGAUCAUGUUUGAAAAGUACCAGUUUGACGGUGUUUACGUCGCCAUCCAGGCAGUGCUUGCCCUUUACGCUCAAGGGCACACUCUGGGGGUCGUGGUCGACCUGGGUGACGGGGUGACCCACAUCGUCCCCGUGUACGAGUCGACGGUGCUUAACCACCAGACCACCAGACUUGACGUCGCCGGUAGAGAUGUCACCAAGCACCUUAUCCUGCUUUUGCUUGGACGUGGGUACGCGUUCAACCGUACCGCCGACUUUGAGACCGUACGUCAAAUCAAGGAGAAGUUGUGCUACGUGUCGUACGACCUCAAGUUCGACAAAAAGCUCGCCGACGAGACCACCACCCUCGUCGAACUGUACGAAUUACCCGAUGGCAGAGUGAUUAAAGUGGGUCACGAGCGCUACUUGGCUCCCGAGUGCUUGUUCCAGCCUCACCUUGUUGGUAAGGAACUGCCAGGGGUCGGCGAAAUGUUGUUCAACACGUUACAGCUGUGUCCCGUCGACACCAGAGCCGACUUAAUGAAGGGGAUUGUCCUUUCCGGUGGGUCGUCCAUGUACCCGGGUCUCCCCUCGAGACUUGAAAAGGAGCUUAAGCAAUUGUACUUGACCCGCGUGUUGGGCAACGACGCUUCCAAGCUCAAGAACAUCAAGUUGCGCAUCGAGGACCCGCCCAAGAGACGCCACAUGGUGUUCAUCGGCGGGGCGGUGCUCGCCAACAUCAUGAAGGACAAGAACCACUUGUGGGUCACCCGCCAGGAGUGGGAGGAACAAGGUGCUCGGGCGUUGGACAAGCUCGGGCCGCGGUAG